Molecule: messenger RNA, 2352 nt
Organism: Penicillium olsonii
Lineage: Eukaryota; Fungi; Ascomycota; Eurotiomycetes; Eurotiales; Aspergillaceae
Source: the annotation of a GenBank genome assembly
AUGCCCGCGGCCGAAAAGGCGGCUUUGUGUGUCAAGGACUUUACACCGCCUCAACAACCCCAGCCAUCCACUGCAUACAGUGCAGAAGGUUUGGGGGCUGCGCUGCUUGCAGUUCGCGAACAUCGGGCCGCGGCCCAAGCUCCGGCCCCCAUCCACAAGCGUGGUUCUUCCGUCGAUCGGUACAACCACAUUGCGGUCGGCGGCCACCCCAAGGAAAAGGCCCUCCAGGCCGCAACUGGCGCCUACACCACUUCCCGCAAGAGAGCCGACUCGGUGCCCAGUGAUCAAGGGGUCCCGUCUGAUACGUCUUAUGCCUUAUCUGCUGCAGGCGCGUCCCGACAUGUUCGGGUCGAGGAAGAUGCGCCACUAGACCACCUGGACGGCGCUAUGGAGGCCAGCCGAAUCCACCACAUUGCCAAUACCAACGCGAAGCUUUACACCGCGGCUCCGCCCGUUCAACCCGAGGUCGACGAGCAAAACUACAGGAACUCGUUGCGCGCCGCGGCUUUGUCAAUGGCAAAGGAUAUGUACAAAGUCACUGAUGCCAAGGAGCCUGGGGGCUCGGCUCCCGCCGUCGUCGCGGCCCAAAAGGGUCAGAGCCAGCUGGGCUAUCGCAAGACCGUUUCCACGGCCGACGGGUCAGCAGUCCGACGGGCAAUUGCUCUUCAAGAGGCCGCGCAAAAGCGCGCUACCGAAAAGCUGGCUCGGAUGCAGGACGAGAACGCGGAGUAUCAACAGUACUAUGGCACAGCGCCGCAGCCGCAGCGAUCACGUCUCAGUCGUCGUAAACGAACGUCGAGCGACGCCGAUGCAUCGCAGAUUGACGCCGAGCAAUCGCGCCAAAUCCGCACCCAGAUGGCCGGUCUACGUACCAAGUUGAACCGGGUCGACGAUCGCAGGACCAAAGACCGUGAGAUGCUGAUGCAGGCUGCUCGCCGGAACGUUGAUCAGACUCUCCAGGAUAUGGAGGCGCGGGUGUAUGCCAAUACUGGCCGAGCCCCGCCUUCGGUGCAAAAGGGUUGGGAUGAGGUUGCGCAGGAGCGUGUACGCCGGGAGGCUGAAGCCUUUGAGUCUGCUACCCACCAGGGUGACCGAGUCCAGAUCGGUAGUCAGCAGUACAUGGAUUAUGCUGACAUCGAAGCCGUUGCUCGAUCACGACUGCAGCCUGCACUGGAUGAAAUCACUGAGAAUGCCGAGCAGCAGCGAGCUCACGACGUCGAGGUCCGUUUAGAUGCUGAAGAGAGACAGAGACACGCUGCUGUGGAACGUCAACGUGAAUCUGAGUUGAGGGAACUGGAGAAGCAAGACAAGGAUACGACUAAGAACAAGGGCGAGAGCAAGGUCACGAUUCCCAAGUUUUUCCUGUGGCGCAUGAAGGGCAAGCGCGCCCGCGUUGAGCAAUCCGAGGCCAAAGAAGCCCAAGCCGUCUCACCUGUCACCCAAGAAACUGCGGAGGAACAAGCGCCUGCUGUAAACAAGGAUGUUUCUAAGGAUGUUAUUCCAGAGGAAGGUUCCAGUGACGUCGAAGUAGCCGGUGCCGGCCCUAUUGCAGACAUCCCAUCCACAGCGACAGAACCUGUCGAGCCAACCCAGGAGCCAACCCAGGAGCCAACCCAGGAGCCAACCCAGGAGCCCACCCCGGAACCCACUCCCGAGCCCCAACGAGAGCCUAUUCAGCCUCCGACCCAGGAGUCCGCGCCGGCCCAGGAGUCCACUGAGACCUCUGACCUUGACAAUAUUCCACCUGCAGUCCCACGCCGCCGCUCUGCCCCGCUGCAUCACGCCCAACGCGAUACUCCAAUCCACUACUUCACGCCACCCGUCAACAGCCCCCGUGCUGACUCGAAGUUAAAAUCCUGGUUCCGUGACCGUCUCGUCCGUCGCUCAUCCGGCCCCGUUCCCGUAUACCCACACCAACCCGGCCCCGAUUUCACAGAUAGCGAGCCAGCGUUCACCGGCGGCGCAGCCCUCACAGGCCCCGAAGAGCCACGCGGUGCAGCACUGAGCUCCCACCCUUUCAACGGAAUGGAUAUCCCAACCCACAACCGCUCAUCAAGUUACUACAGCAAUGAAAUUGACGUAACGAAGACACGGAGUGGAGAGUCCGGGGCUGAUUCCCCGAAGGGCAGAAAGAGAGAUCGACUGCGCCGGACGUUCCUCAGACGAGUCUCGCGUAGUGACGAUGAGCCAGUGGCUAAUGCGGCGCCCAGGAGGGACUCGGAGGUGCCGAGUGUGAAGACCGAUGUUCAGAGUUUGCAGAAUAGUGCGCGGGAGCAGGGGUUGCCUGCGCCACCGGCUGUUGGUGAGAAUAUGAGUACGAGGCGGGAGUCGAAGUUCUCGGAAGAUCUUUGA